UUAGUUUGUUGUUGUACUUUGUUUUGUUUACAUUUUAAUUUAGAUGCUUAUUAUUUUAAAUUGUAAUCUUUGAUUUAAAAUAGCAUGUUACAUAGAUCGUAUAGAUCAAAAUGCCUAAAGCUACGCGGGAAAUGCUUGAAAAUGGCUUUUCUUACGAUGAACCCGAUCGGAUGCCGAACAAUAUAAGGAUAAAAGAUUUGGAUAUUUUCAUGUAUGGUGUGGCUAUUGUUGGCCACUUUGUAGACUUAGGCUUGGACAUAAAUGUUGCAGUUCAGUAUUUUAUCACUAAGAACAUAGUGGAAUUCGGUUGGACUUUGGUUUUCAUUCUGUUGCCAGCCUUUGUUAACACUGCUGUAUCAGUAAGGAUGUAUUCUCAAGACAAACAACAACAUUCAUUGAGUAAUGAAUUCACAAAGAGGAAGUGGUUACGAAUAUUUAUUCUGGUCCUGCAGAUGGCUCCCAUACUCCGAUUUGCUGAUGCUCUCAUCUAUGCAAUCAAGUCUCGUCGGGCAGCGCGCAAACAGGAUGUAUCAUCACAGCGGAUGUACUACGGUCUCAUGCUGAAGGAGGAUUCUGAUGCAGCACUGUUGAGGAUAUUUGAAUGUUUCCUCGAAGCUGCACCUCAACAAGUACUGCAGACCAGCUUGCUGCUCAGACAGUAUGAGCACUUAGCUGUACAUCAGCUGCUGUCGAUAUGCUCGUCGAUCGUCGGUAUGGGCUGGUGUCUGGCGGCGUAUCAGCGAGCGGUGCGGUUCGCUCAGCAGGACAAGAACAAUGUGACCUGGAUCGGGACAAUACUGCAGGUUCUGUGGCACUUCCUCGUCACCUUGAGCCGCAUCACAUCUAUAUCAAUCGUAGUGUACAUGUUUCCACUAUGGGCUGUGCUGGCUUGUGGGAUUCACAUUCUCGUCAUGACCACUUGGCUGCAAUUCUUCGAUCAUUCCUCUUUCUGUUCUCACAAUAAACUAGCCCAAUUUUGCUUCUCAUUGGCCCUUGGAGGAGUUUAUUUAUUCACCUUCAUCCUACCUGUUGAAGGCCGGACACGGUACCGAUACACCGUUUAUUAUACUUUAUGUUUUCUACAGAACUUUGUGUGUAGUAUUUUGUGGUAUGUGUAUGUAAAUGAUGAUAUGAGAUUAACGGUCUUCUUUUAUCCUGUGUUUGUGUUAAGUAUAGUGCCAUUUGUGUUUGGUAUAAUAUUUAUGUUAGUGUACUACGGAUUUUUCCAUCCUAAGGUUAGUGUAAGAUCAUCAUCCAUUUCGAUGAAAGAAGAUGAAGAUAGUUAGCAUAUAAAUGCUUUUAUUGUCUUAUGCAUCAUUUUUAAAUUAAAUUUUAAUGUGAUGAUAAUUGAAAUGUCUCUAAGAAGGAAGGAAUAAUAUCAUUAUUAACAAUAAUAUGCAUUUAAAAAAGGACUAAUACAAAUAAUUUUAAGAUGAAGCUGAAUUUCUAUGUGGAUGAUGUGUAUCACAAAAAUGAUGCUGAUAUAAUUGAAAUUUAAUAUUACCUAUUUCUUAAAAAUAUUUAAAUACUUUGGGUACCAUGUCUGUUCUUUGCCAUUAAAUACUCCUGUUACCAACAUAGGCUGUGACUAUCCAAGGGUUGUUUUAAGACCUUCUCAUUAAAUGUAUUCUUUUUAUUUAUAUAACAAUAAAUGUAAUAAAAAUAAUUUUGGAAAUUAGUGUAGCAAGUCUUCCUUUUCAUGGUAUUCAGCAAAGUGAAUCUCGAAAUAAUCCUGUUUUCAAUAAUAUCAGAUAGUAACAAUAAUGUGAUAUUAUAUCAAAGAAUAAUUGUAUGAGUACUUGAACUGUACUAUAACACAAAGAUAUCUGAUAUCUAACUGUGUUAGUCUGCCUGUAAUUAACAAGACUGUAUUUUUAAAUUUAAUAGAAUAAGUCAUAUCAUAUUGUAACGUACCUAAUUAAGAAUCUCAAAAUAUAUUUUAUAGUACAAGACUUAUACAAGAAUCAUCAUUUUUAAAUUAGUUUUAGUACAGUAUUUUUGUAACUAUGUUAAGAAAACUCAAAUAAAAACCAGUAUUCUUAAAUAAAUCUAUAUUUUAUA
Messenger RNA from Leptidea sinapis, 2061 nucleotides. RefSeq names its product XK-related protein 6. Gene Ontology annotation, biological process: phosphatidylserine exposure on apoptotic cell surface; apoptotic process involved in development; engulfment of apoptotic cell. Gene Ontology annotation, cellular component: plasma membrane. The coding region runs from base 111 to 1286 and encodes 391 amino acids. The record is from RefSeq and is a predicted model, not a curated record. The transcript has 5 exons. Lineage: Eukaryota; Metazoa; Arthropoda; Insecta; Lepidoptera; Pieridae.